UUGUGAAGCAAUAAUAUUUGUCUUCCUGGGAUUGUCAACAGUGUCAAAAAAACAUGAUUGGAAUUCAGUUUUUAUUGGUACAACAUUAUUUGCAUGUUUAAUAUGCAGAUUUACUGGAACAUAUUUUUUGACAUGUUUGGCAAAUCGUGGACGACAUCGAAAAAUUAAUCUUGUUGAUCAAUUUAUAAUGGCAUACGGUGGUUUACGUGGCGCUAUUUGUUAUGGUUUAGUGAUGACAUUAGAUGAGGAAGCGGUAUUAGCAAAAGAAAUGUUUACUUCAACUACAAUUAUUGUUAUUUUAACUACUGUCUUUUUACAGGGUGCUACAAUUAAGCCAUUGGUUCGAUUACUUGAUGUUGAAAUUGAGCCAGAUAAUCAAGAGACAUUAGUGGAACAAGUCAUUAGCGAAGUUCGUGAUGAUAUUAUGGAGGGUAUAGAAGCUGUUGCUGGUGUUAAACGAUCACAAUGGGUAAAAUUCUAA
This is a messenger RNA of Loa loa (African eye worm), 481 nucleotides long. RefSeq lists its product as hypothetical. The annotation marks the transcript as partial. NCBI's taxonomy places the organism in Eukaryota, Metazoa, Nematoda, Chromadorea, Rhabditida, Onchocercidae. Gene Ontology annotation, biological process: proton transmembrane transport. The transcript has 4 exons. The record is from RefSeq and is a predicted model, not a curated record. Gene Ontology annotation, cellular component: membrane. Gene Ontology annotation, molecular function: sodium:proton antiporter activity.